CGUCUAGUUUAGACCCACAUGGGUGUAACGUGGCACGAUCAGAGUGGGGAACUGUGGAGCCUAGUAAUUGGGGGGAGCUGAAGAUGAGCGUCAUCUUCCCCCACUGGUCACCCUCAUGCACACCUUCCCCCUACAAAACUCUCUGUAAUGCUUACAUGCCUGCUCCAUUCUUGAAACUUGAAAGGGUGAGUUCCAGGAGAAGAAAGAGAGAGAUCUCAUGGAGUAUGAGAGGAUUGAGAAAGCUCAGGCUGGUAUAAUUUCACCAAGUAAACUGCGGAUGAAGCUUAUGGGGCCUCAUAACAAAAAGAAAGAUGGAUCAAACAGCAACUCUGCAAGAACAUCUCCAUCCAGGCUUGAAGAUAAUGAAUUUGUCAAAAACAGCCUUUUAGCCUCUAAAAGUGGAGACUUUGGUGAGGAAGCUCCUGGCAUAGAAGUGGAAACACUUAAAGUUCCCAGUGAGGCACUGAUGGUUUCGGGCCUGGGUGAUCAAACUGUUGGCCCCCCAAGGGAAUUACCACCAAGGGGGAAUGGUGAAGUGGGUCAUAUUAAACUGCAGCAGUACUUAAAAGGUGAAAGUGUUAAUUCUAGUGCAAUUCACCCGAUGAGGUUGCUGGAAGAUGAAAAUCUUGACUAUGAUAGUAAUGCUAGUUCCUCUAGCUUUGAGUUUCAUAAAGGGGAGAGAGCAGGACUUAAUCCCAUGAAGUCAUUCUCAAGACCUAUGUCAUCUAAGUGGAAUGAUGCGGAGAAAUGGAUAGUGAACAGGCAAAAUGUACAAGCUAAUUAUUCUAAGAAGAAUGUUCCACUAAAUCAAGCUAAUCGAUUCCCCAUGACAAAUAUUGUGAGAGUUGCCCCAGAGUCUACAAAUUUUGAUCAUAGAUCAGCAGUUAAUCGGGUAGCUGACACAAAGCGGGUGGAUUUCUGUCAACCUGCUGCACAGAUGGCAUUCGAGAAAUUUUCUUUUGUUCCUGCUGGAGGUCACCCUAUUUUAGGACAAGUUUAUGGAAGGGAUCCCUUAUCUGAUCAGUUUCCUCAAACUAAGGAUUUGAGGGAAGUGGUUCACAGGGAGUUAUCUUGCACACAAAGUUCAACAGAAGAUACAACAGCUGUACCUGCAAUAAGAUCAGUUUGUAUGAGAGAUAUGGGAACUGAAAUGACCCCUGGCACUAGUCAAGAGCCUUCAAGGACUGCUACUCCUGUAGGGGCAACAACCCCAAUCCGGAGCCCAACUUCUUCGAUCCCAUCAACUCCACGAAGAGAGGGACCUGUGCCAACACCUACUGGUGAUGCGUCACAGUAUCCCUUUGAUAAUGGCAAGAAAGAACUUUCAGAGCAAGAAUUGAAGCUCAAAACCAGGAGAGAGAUUGUUGCCCUUGGUGUCCAGCUUGGCAAGAUGAAUAUUGCUGCUUGGGCAAGUAAAGAUGAGCAGGAAAAAAAUAAAUCCUCAGUUGAAACCUCCAAGAUGGAGGAGCUUGAGAGGCAAGAAUAUGACAAGCGUGCAGCUGCAUGGGAAGAAGCUGAAAAGUCUAAGCAUAUGGCAAGGUAUAAGCGUGAAGAGAUCAAAAUCCAAGCAUGGGAGAGUCAGCAGAAAGCACAACUAGAAGCAGAAAUGCGGAGAAUAGAGGCUAAAGUUGAUCAAAUGAGAGCCCAAGCUCAUGCAAAGAUGGUAAAGAAGAUAGCAAUGGCAAGGCAAAGAUCAGAGGAGAAGCGAGCUGCAGCUGAAGCCAGAAAAAACCGAGAUGCAGAAAGAACAGAGGCCCAAGCAGAAUACAUUCGCCAAACCGGAAGGAUGCCAUCAUCCUAUAGCAUGUCCAACUGUUGUGGUUGGUUUUGAUGUUACGAUAUAAAUCAAUGGAUAGAAGUAAGAUCCCUAUACACAUUAGGCUAAAGCAGCAGCUUUUGUACCUUUUUGCUUUGGGCAUCAUUGGUGGUGCCCUUGUUGUAUUCUAUGGAGUGGCCUCAGUUUUCAAGCUGUUUACGUGAAGUGAAUAGCGCAAUUGAUGAAUUAAAUGUCAAUGCCAAUA
Molecule: messenger RNA, 2021 nt
Organism: Rubroshorea leprosula
Lineage: Eukaryota; Viridiplantae; Streptophyta; Magnoliopsida; Malvales; Dipterocarpaceae
Source: the annotation of a GenBank genome assembly